Molecule: messenger RNA, 1964 nt
Organism: Clarias gariepinus (North African catfish)
Lineage: Eukaryota; Metazoa; Chordata; Actinopteri; Siluriformes; Clariidae
Product: E3 ubiquitin-protein ligase TRIM39-like
Exons: 7
Coding region: 75-1694 (539 amino acids)
Biological process (GO): protein ubiquitination
Molecular function (GO): ubiquitin-protein transferase activity; protein binding; zinc ion binding
Source: RefSeq, a predicted model, not a curated record
GCUUUAACAGGUGAAGAGGAAAGGAAAUAGCAGAAAGUUUACUACAACGAGCAGGAAAGACAGAAAAGAAAAGCAUGGAUGAUUUGUCACAUGACUCCAGUAGUGUCCUGUUCAAAAAGCAGCUGCUGUGUUCGAUUUGUCUGGAUGUGUUCACUGAUCCAGUCACCACUCCAUGUGGACACAACUUCUGCAAGAGCUGCCUUACACAGUGCUUGGAGAAGAAUCGACACUCUCAAUGUCCGUUAUGUAAUGUAAAAUUCGCUAAGAGACCUGAACUGAAGAUUAAUACAACACUGAGAGAGGUUGCAGAUCAUUUCAAGAAGAAAAGUGUUUCUGACAAACCUGAGGAUGCCUGCCCUGGAGGGAAGCUGAAGAUCCUGAAAUCCUGUCUUGAUUGUGUUGUGUCUCGUCUACAACCUCAUAACAUUGCUCCAAGACUAAGGAAACACAAAUUAAUAAACCCUGUGGAGAACCUGGAGGACUACAUAUGUCAGAAACAUGAGAGAGCUCUGGAGCUGUUCUGUAGAGAUGAUCAGACGUGUGUGUGUCAGUUCUGCACUGAGACAGACCACAAGAAUCACAACACUGUUACUAUAGAGGAGGAGAACAGAGAGAGGAAGACUCAGCUGGGGAAAACACAGACAGAUGUGCAGCAGAUGAUUCAGGACCGACUGAAGAAGAUCCAAGAGAUCAAACUGUCCAGAAACCUCAUCAAUAAAAACACAGAGAAAGAGAAAGCAGACAGUUUUGAAGCCUUUACUGUUCUGAUUCGCUCUAUUGCAAGAAGUCAUGCUAAGUUGCUGGAGGUGAUGAGGGAGAAGCAGACAGCAGCAAAGAGGCAGGCUGAAGGACUCAUUAAAGAGCUGGAGCAGGAAAUCACUGUGCUAAAGAGGAGAGACACUGAGCUGGAGCAGCUCUCACACACUGAGGAUCAUCUCCACCUCCUACAGAUUUCCUCCUCUAUGUGCAGCCCUCCACACACCAAGAACUGGACUAAGAUCAGUAUUAACACUGAUCUGAGUGAGGACACUGUGAGGUCUGUCCUGUCUCGGCUUCAUCAGAAUCUCAAUAAGAAACUCACUAAAACAUUCAGUGACAUGUUAAAGAAAUCUGUUUCAACAGAUCUGAAGAGGAUUCAGCAGUAUGCAGUGGAUGUGACUCUGGAUCCUGAUACAGCUCAUCCUGGACUCAUCCUGUCUGCUGAUGGAAAACAAGUCACACUUGGAGACACACAACAGGAUCUCCCUGAUACACCACAGAGGUUUAAUGAGUGUGUUAAUGUUCUGGGAAAACAGAGUUUCUCCUCAGGGAGAUUUUAUUAUGAGGUGCAGGUCAGAAGGAACACUGACUGGGAUCUUGGAGUCGCUGCAGAGUCCAUUAACAGGAAGGGAGACAUUACACUGAGCCCUGAGGAUGGAUUCUGGACUGUGGGUCUGUGGGAAGGAAAUCAUUAUGCUUAUGCUGAUUCUGAUGUCCCCCUCACACUGAGAAAGAAGGUGAAUAAGGUGGGGGUGUUUGUGGAUUAUGAGGAGGGUCUGGUCUCCUUUUAUGAUGUGGAGUCCAGAUCUCAUAUCUACUCUUUCACUGGUCAGUCUUUCACUGAGAAACUCUAUCCAUACUUCUGUCCUGGUUUAAAUGAUGAUAGUAAAAACUCUGCACCACUGAUAAUUUCACCUGUAAUUAAGCCUGAAUGAUUUUUUCAAUGAAAAUGAAUACAAAUCAAAAUAUGAAAAAAAAAAUUAUUAAGUAAUUACCUAAUUCCAUAUGUGUUAUUUUAUAGUUUUGAAAUCCCCAGUAUUGUUGUAGAAUGUAGAAAAUAAAUCACUAAACGAAAACAAAGACAUUUGCAAGUGACCCCAAACUUUUGAACGGUAGUGUAUUUCUGUAAUAAUUUUUGCCCAUUUUUUAUGUGCAGUAUUGUAUAUUCAUGCACAUACUGAAGUGACAAAACGUACUGGACUAAA